Molecule: messenger RNA, 366 nt
Organism: Arctia plantaginis
Lineage: Eukaryota; Metazoa; Arthropoda; Insecta; Lepidoptera; Erebidae
Source: the annotation of a GenBank genome assembly
AUGGGAAAAAUAUUCUUGGACCAUAUUGGGGGUACUCGUUUAUUCUCCUGUGCAUCGUGUGAUGUAAACCUUACAAAUCGUUCUGAAUUAAUAAGCACCAGAUUUACGGGGGCUACAGGUAGAGCAUUCUUGUUUCACAAAGUAGUAAACCUAUUGUACUCAGAAGUGCAAGACAGAGUGAUGCUUACAGGCCGCCACAUGGUGCGUGAUGUCUCUUGUAAGAAUUGUAACACUAAACUCGGUUGGGUGUAUGAAUUUGCCACAGAAGAGAACCAGAGAUACAAAGAAGGUCGCGUCAUCCUUGAAAGAGCGCUUGUAACAGAAAGUGAUGGUAUUGAAGAAAUUCAAGUUAAUAACGACGACUAG